Molecule: messenger RNA, 2503 nt
Organism: Paralichthys olivaceus (Japanese flounder)
Lineage: Eukaryota; Metazoa; Chordata; Actinopteri; Pleuronectiformes; Paralichthyidae
Gene: tex264a
Product: testis expressed 264, ER-phagy receptor a
Biological process (GO): reticulophagy; protein-DNA covalent cross-linking repair
Cellular component (GO): endoplasmic reticulum membrane; nucleus; autophagosome membrane
Source: RefSeq, a predicted model, not a curated record
UGCGCAGCCACCUGGGUUGAACCAUAGCCAGGAGACGCAGGGGUGUCUCGGCCGAAAACGCGAAUAUAAUAACCACCAGUUACAGUUUACAUGAAUAAAAACAAGUGGUGCGUAUUUAAUAAACUCUAUAAAAUAUGUGUUGAUGUUAUCACUCUGUUAUUAACAUACGUGAUGCAGUGGUUUACAAAAUCUUUUAUUCCGGCCCCCCCCUCCUCUGCGGAUGGGAAUGGUCCAUCCAGGAAGCAUGUCCCAGUGUUUGGUAAAAUACCAACAACAAACUGUCGCUUCUCUGCAGCGACUCGUUCCUCUUCUCCUCCACUGUCGCGACUGUGUUCACGUCAUUUCGCGUCGUUAUCUUGUCUCACGUUGUGUCCGUGUUGUGGUGAGAAGCUACCGGAGCUGCGGUGUGUGUCUGCGUGUGACCCGGAGCAGGACGUGUAGCUCCGGCUGCUUGUUUCUCCCUCUUGUUGUUUUUGUUUCGUGCGGACCAGCCUCCACUGAGCAGCCGACAUGUCGGAUCUGAUCCUGCUGCUGCUGAUGGUGGCUCUCCUCGUGUGUCUGCUGGUGACGGUGGGGGGCUUCCUGCUCUACUCGGGGCUCCUGUCAGACGUGCUCAUAAAGACCGGGCCCCCUCCCAUCAGGAACGUGACCAUCGCCUACAAGUUCAAGGAGGGGUCGUACAAAGACUGCGGGGCUGCCUUCACGGAGAGCUGCAGCAUCGGACCCAAGCUCAGCUCCAUCGGUGUCUUCUACGAUGACCCCAAACAGAGGCCGUCAGAGAAGUGUCGCUACGUGGUGGGCAGUGUCCUGUGUGAGGGUGAAGAGAAGCCGGAUCAAGAGCUGCAGAAGCUGUACGAGACGUUUGGCUUCAAGGUGUUUUCUCUUCCAGAAGUGAGCCACGCUGUGACCACCAGCUUCCCCUGCACCACCCCUCUGUCCCACGUGCUGGGACCUUACAGGGUCUACCCGAGCCUUGCUUCUUACAUUGAGGAGAGGAAGCUAUGUGCGUUCCCAAUGAUUGAGAUCUGUGGUUCAGAUGUCAUCAACUACAUGGUUCCACUCUCCCGCCAGACAGACUUCUUUGUUCCAGAGAUGAAGGAGGAGGUCAAAACAGAUGUGAAAGAAGAGGACUCUGACGAAGACAGAGGAACUGACAUAACAGGAGCGGAUUCCCACAGUGACGUGAGCUCAGUGAGUGGCGGCGUACCCUGGGACAGCAGAGAGACAUCCUUGGCUGCCUCCACGGCUGCCUCCCUGGCCUCAUCCUUGCCUCUGAGGGACGUAAUGGAUGCAAAUGAAGACAUUAAGAACAGGGACCACAGCGACAGAGACUCGAACGAGUCUUUGGGCAGCGGCUCGUCCUUUGAAGAGCUCGACAUGGAUCAGGAGGAGCAGCAGCAGCAGGAGGAGGAGGGAGGAGAGAGGGAGGAGAAGGAAGACGGGGAGGAGAGGGAGCUCCCUGAGAGUGAAGCGGGAGCUCGAGAAGCAGUUGAACUGGUGGCUGAAAAGAAGGAGUCCUUGGGGGACGGAGAGCAGUAGGGAGGAUGCUGCAGAGAUAAGGGCGGAGGCCGUGUAACACUGGCAAGCCAGAGAAGUUCCUCAGUUAUUGCUGGUUUAUCUGUCAUUUAAUCUUGUUGGUGGAUCUAAAGCUAUUCAUGCCAUGACCAACAUGCCAUCUUUCUACGCCUUCUAAUUGUCUCUUUGAAGCCUGUAGGUUUUGUUAAACUAUAAUCAUUUUUUUAAAGAAAUUAUUCAUGAUCUUAUAUUUAAACAGUCAGAAUAGAACAGCGGACACCUUGAGUCAAACUAAAUGUCUCUGCAGCAAAUGAGGGCCAAGUAUUUUUUAAUUCUAUAUUUAAUUUUGUUAUUUUGACACUUAAGUUAAACAUCCACAUUGAAGUUAAGACAUUGGAUCAUGAUGCAGCUUGUGUGACGUGGAUAUUUUCCCCCACUGUCAUGUCUUGAGGAAAUUUAUGUCACGUGUUUGUGUGCAUUUCCUGACUUCGGUGUCUUGAUAAAUAGUAUUGACUUGGUUGAAAAUGUGCAGGAGUCUUGAAAUCUUGAUGGACCCAUAUCAUUGUGUGACUUUUCUUUCUAUUUUUGUGGAAAGUUUGGAAACUGUCAAUCACACAGGGGGAAUUCUGGAGUAAAACUUUUGUCGACACCAGUAAAGUAAAACCAACGAAUCCUCCAGAAGACUCCAAGUCAUCAGGACCAGGGUUUAUAUUAAACAAAAAAAAUAUGAAGUGUUUUCCCCUUGAAUACUGUACAGAUCAUUUUAUCAUCACCCUGCACUCAGAUAAUGGCUUUAGUUUUUCUCAUGGUAAUUUCCCCUUCUGUUGUUGGUUUGUUGAACCACCUCAGUUCUGUUCACUCACUUCCAGAGACUAGCUGUGAUAUGUUUGUAGACUGAAAACGUUGGUGCUGUGAGACAUUAGAAAUAAUGUACAGCACAUGGCCAUGGUUGUGUCUUUCUGUCUGUAAUAAAAAACUUCAAAUCAGA